Diaporthe batatas is the source of this 960-nucleotide messenger RNA. RefSeq lists its product as uncharacterized. The coding region runs from base 1 to 960 and encodes 319 amino acids. Gene Ontology annotation, cellular component: endoplasmic reticulum. Gene Ontology annotation, molecular function: iron ion binding; procollagen-proline 4-dioxygenase activity; L-ascorbic acid binding. Gene Ontology annotation, biological process: peptidyl-proline hydroxylation to 4-hydroxy-L-proline. The transcript has a single exon. The record is from RefSeq and is a predicted model, not a curated record. NCBI's taxonomy places the organism in Eukaryota, Fungi, Ascomycota, Sordariomycetes, Diaporthales, Diaporthaceae.
AUGGCUGGAGCCCCUUCGUCACCUCCCGCUUCCCCGAGGUCUCCUACGAGCCUUGCCAGUCGAGGCUUCGGGGUUGUGCUUGUCGCCUGCGUAUUAGCUUAUUUCUCCAGCCUCAGUAUGUUUUCAUACCUCUGCCAGUGGUCUUUUGGUCCCGCCUAUAGCCUUCCUCUUUGCAAGAUUCCCGUCCCAUUCAUAACUGCCAUGUGCCCCUCAGUCCAAGAAGCCACGUUUGUCUGCGAGCCGGGAGCUUAUCGUACGCAAAUCGUUUCCCUCGACCCGCUACUGGUCUACAUCCAUUCCUUCCUGCGGCCUGCCGAGAUUGAAUCACUCCUUGACACCGCUGAGCCCCUCUUCAACCCCUCUACGGUAACCAAGAACGGCCGCAGGGUGGGCUCUGACGAACGAACUUCGAGCACGGCAGGCCUACCCCUGGGGGACCCUGCCGUGCAGUGUGUUCUCAGCCGAGCCUCUCGGUUCAUGGGGGAACUGAUGCGAGAAGGCGUGGACGAGAUGGGGCCCCCACAACUCGUGCGCUAUACCGCUGGGCAAAAGUUCAACAUCCACCAUGACUGGUACGACACGCCGCAGUGGGCAUACGACGGGUCAAACAGAAAGUUCAACAGGGUCGCCAGCUUCUUCGCCAUCCUGCAGGACAACUGCACUGACGGGGAGACAUAUUUCCCACAAGUCGGGCCACCCGCCGACAUGGACGGCGCGGCGGGCGACGGCAGUCGGCCACCUCACGGGCCGAGGCGAUGGGAUCGGGAUGACCCGAUCUGGAGGGAGCACGAGAGCGGCGGGCUGGCUUUUAGGCCGAUUAGGGGCAACGCGCUCUUCUGGGUGAACCUACACGCUGACGGGAGGGGCCACGAGAAGACGGUGCAUGCUGGUCUUCCUGUCGGGGACGGUGUCAAGACUGCCAUGAAUAUCUGGCCGCGUCAGUUCUAUGCGGUCGAAUAA